UCGAAUUCGUUUUUGCAAUCCCGGCAACGGCACAUUCUCAACCCAAAAUGAACACAACAAGCUCGGUUCACAAUUUCGAAAGAAACUUUGCACCUGGCGGCACAUCAACACCAGUGCAUAAUACGCUAUCGCCAUUGCACAAGGCUCUAAUUGAAUAUGCAACAACUUCAGCCCGUUUGCUGUUUAUACAGGAUCCCGCCGUGUACGCGGACUUUCAUUCCACUAACGAAGCAUUCAACGAAUAUACAUCAAUGGAACUCUGCGAAAUCAUGUUAAACUCCGUUUUGCCCAAGGUGCACACAUACCCGUUGACGGCAACAAUUAAGAAGCGCCUGAAAUUAGUGCAGCUUCAUCCGUGCUUCCAACGAACUCCACAAGGCUAUCAAUACACGCCACAGCGUCUGGGCGCGCAUUUUGUGCUGCAGCCCAAAUGUGAUUUUAGUCUGCCGGAGCAGCUACCAAAAUUACUGCGGUCACAGGGCAAUCGGCCGGGUCGGGCGUCAUCUCAGAAACAUGCGCUCACCGGCUCACGAGAUGCUUCCCACACAAUGUUGGUUGGAAGCGAUAAAGUGCCGCAUGUUGGGCGCAAGUUCCAGCUAAGCUACGAUAUUGCUGCACUGCUCUCGCCCAUGCUUUCCAGUCAUUCGGAGUACUCUGUUAGCGAACUGCACAAUGUGACCAAAAUAAAAAAACGUUUGCAGAGCGCCAAGCAUAGCUUCCAGGCGACGGGCAACAUGUCGCCCUACCGCAACAAUCUGCAGCAGCUGAUCAACAACAUGCUCAUGUUCGACAUGGUGAAAAAGCGUCUGUACAGAAGUUUGUUUAACCUGUGAGUCGGAUGUGGACAUGCCUUAAAGAUACAUGAAGUAUGUAAAAUCUUUAAAAUUUUAUAAAAGUAGCGUAUUUUUGUGUGAAAAGUUGUUGGCAGAAGACCGUUAAUUGUACAUUUGCACAUUUAUUUUUGAUUUUAA
Messenger RNA from Drosophila virilis, 971 nucleotides. RefSeq lists its product as uncharacterized. NCBI's taxonomy places the organism in Eukaryota, Metazoa, Arthropoda, Insecta, Diptera, Drosophilidae. The record is from RefSeq and is a predicted model, not a curated record.